Molecule: messenger RNA, 1796 nt
Organism: Micromonas commoda
Lineage: Eukaryota; Viridiplantae; Chlorophyta; Mamiellophyceae; Mamiellales; Mamiellaceae
Exons: 2
Coding region: 1-1722 (573 amino acids)
Cellular component (GO): plasma membrane
Molecular function (GO): calcium-activated cation channel activity
Source: RefSeq, a predicted model, not a curated record
AUGCCCGUUCCAGACGUCAACGCGAAGCGCACGGUGAACACGUACGAUCCCGACGGUAAGCGCCUGGUGUCGGUGUGGGCGGCGAAUUACACCGUGCUCAUGACGGACUUGGUCGCCACGCGCAUGGCGGACGGGACUGAGCGUUACCCUCUGGAAGCGGUGGAGGCGAUGUUCAACUCGCUCUUCCCCGACGAGUUUCGCGGCAUAAUUCCAAUCUUCGACCACAGGGAGGUGGACAGGCUGCUCGACGAGCGCGACGAGCUGCUCAACACCUACAACAAGCUCAAAGAGCGCCAGAGCAGGAGCUACCAGACGAUGUACGCGAAACGUGUCAACGACGUGAUGACGGCGGUGGACGCGGCUUGGUACGACUUGCAGCAGUGCGAGCGAGCGGUGGUGUUGGCGCGAGAGGCGGCGCUCCAGUCGGACCCGGGGCCUAGCUGUUUCGUCGUCUUCGCCACGCAAAAGGCUGCCGCGCAGGCUGCGCAGUGUCUCCUGCACAGCGGCUCGCGACGGAACUUCAGGGUGCAGCCCGCGCCCGGUCCCGAUAACGUCAACUGGCAGUCGGUGCUCUACCGUCGCAACCAGAGCAUGCGUCGGGUGUUUUUUAUCAUGCCGAUGAUCAUCCUGCUCAUCCUCUUCCCGUCCGGCAUAUUCACCGUGGGCAUUUCGAUGGCGUGCAACGUCGAGCCCCCCAGCGGGCUUCGAGGUUUCCUCACCUGGUACUGCUCCGAGGAGGCUGUGGUGUUUCAGUCCAUCGUGUCCGGUUUGCUGCCGCCGAUUCUGCUGACGCUGUGGGAAGUCUUCGUCGUCUCUUUCUUCAUGAUGUACCUGGUUCAGGCUCAGAACGUGCACGCGUCGCUGUCGAACACCGACCGACGCUUCCUCCGGUACUAUUACGUGUGGGUGUUUGUCAACGUCCUGAUGGGCGGCAUCACGGGUGGAGCGCUGACGGGCUUUGUGGAGGACCUGAUGGACUCGAGCAACACGACGUACUCGCUGCAGCAGCACCUGGGACGCGUGCUGCCAAUCUCUUCAAACUUUUUCCUCGUCUUUGUCUUCUUCCGCGCCGUGUACCUGCCGGUGCAGCGGCUGAUCGUGCCGCAUCCGGGGAUCAUAUGCUGGGCGGUUAGGAAGUACCUGUGCAUUUUCAAGUGCGCCGUGACGCCGCGCGAUCGCACCAUCAAGUACUCGCCGAGGGGCGUGCGGAUGGGCCGCGAGGUUGGCGUGUUUCUCAUGACGGUGAUGCUCGGCCUCACCUUCUGCCUCAUCGCGCCCGUCAUGGCUCCCGCGUGCGUGCUCUUCUUCGUGAUGAAUUUCGUCGUCUGGAGGUAUCACGUGCUGUACGUGUACGAGCGCGGUUACGAAUCCAACGGCUCGAUGUGGUUCACGGUGGUGGAGCUCACCGUGUGGGCCUUGCUCAUCUCGCAGGUGUUCACGUCAUUCGUGCUCUUCUCCAAGGCGGCUUGGAUCCCCGGUUUGGCGUUGUACCUCACCGUGCCCUACUAUCUGUACAGGUAUUACGUCAACCUGAGGAGCGAGUUUGGCAGCGGAAGCGCGUGGUCGGUGCCGCUGGGCGAGGCUGCAAAGGCGCCCCCAGCGGAUUUCUCGGCGGAGAUUUACACGCAUCCCAGUCUGAGGCCGGCGGCCAUGGGUUGGCACCCGGAUGUUGGUAAGGUUUGGCGGGGGUACCCCGGCGUUGCGGGCAAGACCACGUUCUGAGCGCGGUUGUUAGUCUUCUCGCCAUGAGAGUUUUUAGGGUUUAUGUAAGAUGGAACAACAUGGAACAUUACAGU